CGCGACCAUCCUCUGUGAUGCGUCCGCCCGGCGCUUCGGCCAUCAACCACGGCACCGUUGGCUCGAGCACCAAAGGUGCCGCGCCGGCGGGUAGAUUGUGCGCGUCGUCUGGGCGCCGGGGCAGCCCGGGUCCCGCCGCCAUGCUGAGCGCGCCGGAGACGGCGACGCCCCGGGAGGUGCGCUUCGCGCCGUCGGUGAAGAUGAACGACGGCCGGAGCCUCACGGAGGAGGCGGCCCUCGAGGCGUCCGGCGAGUGCCAGCUCGAGCUCGUCACGCAGCUCGUGCUGCGCCAGUGCCAGAUCCGGCGCCUCGAGCCGGCCUGCGCCUCCGGGCUCAUCAACCUCCAGGUCCUCUCGCGCGCGCUCUCGCACAACCUGCUCAAGUCGCUGCACGGCUUCGCGGAGCUCGUGUCGCUCGAGGAGCUGAACCUGAACUUCAACCAGCUCGCGUCCCUCGACGGCCUCGAGAGGUGCGUCAAGAUCUGCCGCCUCUACGCGAGCAACAACCGCCUCGCCAAGGCCGAGGGCCUCUGCGGGCUGCCGCUGCUGAGGACCGCGUGCCUCUUCGGCAACCAGCUGAGCGGCCUCGACGGCACGCUGGAGACGCUGCGGCGCUGCCCGAAGCUCCGCGAGGUCGACCUGCUGGGGAACCCGCUGGCCCACGAGCGGGGCUACAAGCACCGGGUCGUCCGGUGCCUCGUGCGGCUCGAGGCGCUCGACGGCGACCGCGUCGUGCCCUUCGACAAGGAGAUGAGCCGCGCGUUCUUCGCGUCGGAGCGCGCCGGCGGCGGCGACGAUGGGAAGAAGCAGCGGCCGAGCACGGCGCCCGCGCCGGAGAAGCGGCCGCCGCUGGCGACCAAGAACGAGGCGUUCGACUGGGCGUGCCUCCCGAAGGAAAAACCGCGGCUCUUCGGCGCGCAGGCCGACGACAAGCUCCACGCGGACCCCGUGGCCCUGGGCUACCUCGCGAAGCACAUGCUGGACCACCCCAUGCAGGGCCCCGCGUACCGCGACGGCGACUGGCGCGCGGACGACGCGCGGAAGUUCGUCGAGCGGCUCCGGCUCCGGAGCGCGACGCACAAGGACUCGCUGGUCACGGGCGGGCCCGCGGCCAAGGGCUGCGCCGACGUCGACGGCGCCACAAGGGUGGCGUCCGCCGUCGACGCGUCGGACCCGUACCUGACGAUCCGGCGGCUCAUCGCGCUCGCGCUCGUCGAGUCGUUGCAGAGCGACGCGACGCGCGCGCCCGCGGCGCCGGCCGCGGACGUCGCCGACAUCGCCCGGGAACUGGAGCGGCUGCGCGUCGAGAACGCGAACAUGUUCCUCAUCCGCGAGGAGAACGCGAGUUUGCGGAAGCGCGUCGGCGAACAAAACGCGGACGCGGGCGAGCUCCGGCGCCUCAAAGAGGAGAACGCGGACCUGGCCGCGCGCCUCGGCGAGGCCGAGGCCCAGCUCCAGGCGCUGCACCUCGCGGCCAUCACGGGCUCGGGUGCCGCCGCGCCCGCGCCGCGGCCGCGGACGGCCGCGGAGAUCAUCGACGAGUGCGCGGGCGAGAUCCUGUGCGAGAUCGACGACGAGCUCGAGGAUUUGUUCCGGGCGAACGCGGCGUCGCUGAGCCAGCUGCGGAGCGACGUCGAGGCCUUCCAGUUCGAGGUCGGCGUCGAGCCCGCAGUCGGCCCGCCCGCGGCCGCGCCCGUCGCGCCCAUCGCGCUCGCGAAGCCCGCGACGCCGCCCCCGGGGCAGACGGACCGCGAGCCGGACGUCGACACGCCCGCGCACGUCCGCGGCCGCCCGCUCUGGUCGUCGCCCUCCGGCGACGCCGACUCGGCCGCCGCCGUCGCCGCGGCGCCGCUGCCGCCGUCGCCCGCGCGGCCGGGGUCGCGCGCGGGCCGCGCGCUCAAGGCGCGCGCCGCGGCGCCCGCGCACUCGCGGCCGAAGACGCCGUCCGUCGCGGACAUCCUCGCGGGCCGCCGGACGCGCGAGGCCGCGUCCGAGUCCGACGACGACGAGUCCGCGGACGUGUGGAACGCCGCGCUCGAGAAACGGAAGUGCGACGGCGCGCCGGCCGUGUCCGACCGCGUCGUGACGACGAAGCACGCGUGGCUCCUCAUGGGCGACGACGCGGCCGACGACGGCGCGGAGGAGUCCAAGGCCGACGACCGGUGCGUUCACUUUUUAGCCCUCGAAGCCGAGGACCUGGGCUUCGAAGUCGAGUGGCUCAGCCGCACGACCGGCGCGGCGGCGGACGACGCGCCCUACGCCUCGCGCACCUGCCGCCUGACGCACGCGGGCUGGGACGGCCCCGUGGUCCUCGACUUCCUCGCGAUCUGCGGCCUCGUGCAGAUCUCGGCCGUGUACGGCGACAAGCGCAGCCGCUCGGACGUCGCCGCGGCCGCGCCGCGCGCCGCCGUCGGCCGCCGCCUCGCGACGCGCGUGCUCCGGCCGCUCCAGUCCGCGGAGCCGCCGCACGCGACGCUCGCGGGCCUGCCGCCGCCCCUGGCGGCCCAGGUGCUCGCGUGCCUCGGCGCGCGCCAGGUCCGCCGCGUCGCCGCGACCGCGCGGGGCCCGCGCGUCGAGGCGUCGCGCGACGCGCUCUGGUCGCGCCUGCUGCGGCGCGACCGCGCGGCCCUGGACGUCGACGUGCCGCCCGGCGACGGGUCGCUCGGCAGCGGGCCCGUCGUCGCCAUCUACGCGGCGCUCGCGCUCGCGGCGCGCGCGCGCCGCGACGUCGUCGGCCGCCGGCGCCGCGAGGUCUGCCGGGUCGUGGGCGAGGAGGAGGAGACGGUGGCGCGGCGCCGGGACCUCGCGCGGGCGCUCUUCGACUUCGACGACGCGGACCGGCCCUACCGCAUCUCGCCCUUCUCGCCGCCGGCGCCGCCGCUCGAGCCGACCUUCGCGCCGACGAUCCCCCGGGGGCCCACCUGGGCGCCGCCCUGGGCGUUCCGCUGACACGGCGCGCUUGUCUUGUAUAUACUCGACCUUCGAAUCG
Messenger RNA from Aureococcus anophagefferens, 2988 nucleotides. RefSeq lists its product as hypothetical. The coding region runs from base 18 to 2948 and encodes 976 amino acids. The record is from RefSeq and is a predicted model, not a curated record. Gene Ontology annotation, molecular function: protein binding. The transcript is spliced from 5 exons. Lineage: Eukaryota; Pelagophyceae; Pelagomonadales; Pelagomonadaceae.